Messenger RNA from Drosophila elegans, 475 nucleotides. RefSeq lists its product as uncharacterized. The record is from RefSeq and is a predicted model, not a curated record. The transcript has 3 exons. Lineage: Eukaryota; Metazoa; Arthropoda; Insecta; Diptera; Drosophilidae. The coding region runs from base 141 to 353 and encodes 70 amino acids.
CCCUGCCUGCAGCUAGCCAUGCAACUUGUUGCGCCGGUUUUCGAUUCUCAGUCUUCAUUCCAUUCUCAAAUCCCCCGGACGUCGACCUCCGAUCUUCAACUUGCCGGAAUCGCUCUGAACAAACCACACCACUCAUCACGAUGCCCAAUCCACUGUGGUUCAUCUUCUGGCUGCUGGUCUUCUGGUUCGUCUCCUUCUUCGUGGCCUUUUUCUGCGCCUUCUGCUACAUUUGGGUGUACGCCUUCGCCUCCUGCAUUCCCGCCCUCACGGGCAUAUCGGACGUUCUGCUCCAGGGCGUGCAGUUUCCGUUCUACUGCGGAAAGGCCAUGCUGGAGGGCAAACCGGCCUUCUAGGAGGGAUCCCCCUACCAUAUCUUACGUAGUGUUUAUAGCUUACUAAGUGCCUUACUACUGAUAACUCUUCUUUUCGAUCAUUUUUUACAAUAAAGAUUUAUUAACUUAUAUUUACAAACAAA